CUGGGCUACGCCUUCCCCUUCUCCCGCAGCCUCCUCGGGUUGCUCGACGUCUCAGUGGAAGUGAACAUCACCGCAAUUGUCCGGCUGACGAUGGAUGGCACCGGCUACCCCAAACUGGUGAUCGAUCACUGUGACGGCCUCCUGGGUGGUGUGAAAAUCAGGCUGCUCAGAGGCCUGCUCCCAAUUGUGGAUAAUUUAUUGGCCCGUGUUCUUAACAGACUUCUUCCAGAACUGCUUUGCCCUGUCAUCGACGUGGUCCUGGGCCUUGUGAAUGAAGAGCUGGGACUCGUCAACUCUCUGGUCCCUCUGGGUAUCUUGGGAAGUAUCCAGUACACAGUUUCCAGCCUCCCGCUGGUCACGGGACAUUUCUUGGAAAUCGAUUUAAAUACCAUAGUGGGGCAGUUGGCUAGCCCCCUCAUUGACUACCCACUGGGAAAACCAGAAGCUGUGCCCUUGCCACCGAGAAGGCCAGCUCCUCCAAGGGGGCCAGCUCCGCCAAGGGGGCCAGCUCCUCCGAUGCCCCCGAUGCCUCCCAUGGCUGAUACAUCCAAUUCCCAGCUGGGGCUCUCGGUGAACUUCCUCAGCUCGGUGAUGGCUGUCCUGCAGAAACAGGGGGCUCUAGACAUAGACAUCUCUGAUGGCAUGUUCCCUGAACUUCCUCCCUUGACAACUUCAACCCUCGGGGCUUUGAUUCCAGCGGUGUUCCAGAUGUUCCCAGAGCCACGGGCUCUCGUUCUCAAGGUGGCCGUUCCCGAUGUCCCCACGGUGAAGCUGCAGAAAGAUAAGGGCCUCAUUCAUCUCAAGGCGACCGCCGAAGUGUUGGCAUCCAAGCCGAAUGACGCUUACCAGUCCCUCUGUACUCUAAACAUUGACACUUCUUUGCUGGCCAAGUUUUCUGUCGAAGACAACAAAUUGAAGAUCAACGUCAAGCUGGACAAAGCUCACAUUACCUUGGGGUCUUCGUCCAUUGGGAAAAUUGAUGUUUCGCUCCUGGAAGGACUGGUCGGCAGGAUAUUUGAUGUCGCGUUCCUUCCAGCGAUGAACAGUGUGUUAGGAGGGGGCGUCCCUCUCCCCAAACUACUGGACAUCGACUUCAAUAAUGCUGACAUCGAUGUCAUUGAAGACCUGCUCGUGUUGUCUGCAUGAGGUGAGCUGAGGUGCCAAAAAAGCCGGAUGGAAAGGUCUGUUCCCGAGAGGGGUGGAGCGUCGCUCUUCCUCCUUACCCAAUCGGUUUCCACGAGGCUUUGAUCAUCCCGCCCACGCAGCCCUGCUUCCCAGGACAGGUGGUUUCAAAGCUGUGUUUGCCUUCGUACAGGAAGGAUCCCCGUUCGGUUUCUGUGUGCAGCUCCGCCAUGUUUGAGCGUCUGCGCACCUCCGUGUAUAUUUUGUGCAUCUCUCUUUACUGACUUUCAAUAAAAGUUUCUGCUUCGGA
Sphaerodactylus townsendi is the source of this 1432-nucleotide messenger RNA. RefSeq names its product BPI fold-containing family B member 4-like. The record is from RefSeq and is a predicted model, not a curated record. Gene Ontology annotation, molecular function: lipid binding. The annotation marks the transcript as partial. Lineage: Eukaryota; Metazoa; Chordata; Lepidosauria; Squamata; Sphaerodactylidae. The transcript has 12 exons.